This is a messenger RNA of Toxotes jaculatrix (banded archerfish), 6628 nucleotides long. RefSeq names its product inositol 1,3,4,5,6-pentakisphosphate 2-kinase (gene ippk). Gene Ontology annotation, biological process: inositol phosphate biosynthetic process. Gene Ontology annotation, cellular component: nucleus. The record is from RefSeq and is a predicted model, not a curated record. Lineage: Eukaryota; Metazoa; Chordata; Actinopteri; Toxotidae. The transcript has 14 exons. Gene Ontology annotation, molecular function: ATP binding; inositol-1,3,4,5,6-pentakisphosphate 2-kinase activity. Bases 117 to 1616 code for a protein of 499 amino acids.
AGUACGGCUUCUGAAUUAAUGCUAGAAGUGCCAGUUGGAGUUCUUGCAUGCCGACGUGCCCGUUGUGUGUUACUGUCUGGUCGUUAACGGGAGCUUGAUUUGUCGUCGCUGGCGUGAUGGAGCUGGACAAAAUGGAUGAAAACGACUGGAAGUAUCACGGAGAGGGAAACAAGAGUCUGGUGGUCUCCCACGUACAGCUUUCCAGAGUUUUACGUCUGCUCAAGUAUCCAGCAGAGGACUCCGAAAACCCACCACAGACAGCAGAGCAGGCAUUCAGGCAGAUCCAGAACAUUGUUGACUUCAGCUCCUACGUGAUGAGCAGCCUGCUGGGAGAGAAGUUCAUCCACAGCGGGGAAGUGGUCAAACUGCCGUUAGAGUUUGUACGACAGCUGUCAAUCAAGGUUCAGCAUCAAAGACCAGUGUGGCGCUGUGAUAAGGUGAUGGACAUCUACAGCGGCUGUGCUCUCUGUCUGCCCAACCUGACAUCUCCAACCCUCCACCAGCCAACACACACUCCUCCACUCUGCAUCGAGAUCAAGCCUAAAUGUGGCUUCCUGCCGUCCUCCAAACAUGUCAGCAAAGACAUAAAGACCAAAGUGUGUCGCUUCUGCAUGCACCAGCACUACAAGGUGGCCAAUGGGAAGUGGAAGAGACGCAGUCUGUACUGUCCUCUGGACCUGUUCUCAGGGAACAGACAGAGAAUGCACUUUGCCAUCAGGCACCUGAUAGAAGAACCUCAGAACAACUUCAAAAUCUUCAAGGGCGGUCAGUGUAUUUACAGCAGUAAAGAGGGCAGUGACGACUCGAUGGACCUGAACUCUCUGCUGCAUCAUCUCAGACCGUACUUCAUGUACGGAAACAACAGAAUCAACAGUCACAUGACCAGCAAAGCUGUCCUCAACGACUUCAUCCAGGUCCUGGUGAACGCCCUGCUGUGUAGUGGAGGAGGAGAUGAAGGGGUGGUGACGGACAGACAAGGAGAAGGGCGGAGCUUCUGUGAAGCCAGUCUUUUCAACAAGGAGAGGAUUCGCCAUGGCUCUCAGGGUUUACCCAGAGACAGUGUUCUGUUCAGCAUCCUUCAGACCCAGAUGUUAGACACGUUGGACAUCGAAGGACUUCAUCCUUUGUACCGCCGAGUGGAGCAACACCUGCAGAACUUCCCCAAGGAGAGAACCCGUCUUCAGAUAGAUGGGCCGUACAACGAGGCCUUCCUGGAGAAGCUGCAGAAAUGUCCGCCCGAGGACGACGGCUCUGUGGAGUACGCUGUGGCCAAGGUUCAUCAGUACCGCGUCGCCAUGACAGCCAAGGACUGCUCCAUCAUGGUGGCCCUGGUGCCCAGCACCGAGGAAGAGGAGGAGGACGAAGGUCUCUCCAGUCAGAGGCGGCUCAGAGACAUCCUGUCCAGACCUCUUGCUUUCUCCUACUUGGUCUCCAUCUUGGAUCUGGACCCAAAGCCGUUCGACAGCAUCCCCCGCCAACUGCGCCUGGACCAGAGGAUCGUCUCCUGCUACUUGAGAACUGGUGGUACCUUGCCAAAGGGCUCCCUGGCACCGCUCCCAAGCAUCUUUACGGCCGCAGAGAGAGAGGACUGCACGCUUCUCUUCCACCCAGUGUGAAAGCCCAGGCAGACCCGGGCGACCCUGACGACGAGAACUAACCGACGCCACGCUGAUGCCUCAAACCGAGAGGAGAGACGCCAUGUUGAUCCCAGAGGUCUAGAAUCACUUCAGACCACAGCUGUUUUUUCCACUGCAGCACUUUCUCCUCCUCACUCAGCUCAUGUUGACAGGUAUCACUCUGAUUCCUGCUGCUGCUGCUGCUCAGCUAACAUUAAAUCUCCAGGAAGUCACCACUAAAUCACAUGACAUGUAAACGACUUCCAGAUCAUUUUUGUUACUGAUUCUAGAGCUUUUGCGUUGUUGUGGCGGCCCGACUUUCUCGCUCCUGUCCGUAGGUGAAUCCCAACGUUGACAGUUUUGUUCUUUCCUUUGGUGACAAAAGCUGAGAUUGAAGAACAGGUUCACAGUCAGUUCUUGUCUUAGAACAACAGUCCGGAUGUUCAUUGCAACAGGUUCUUCUUGCUGUAAACAUCUCUUCCUAACGCACUUUUAAUGUAAGCGAUGAGUGAAGAAAACCCACAGUACACUCCACAGUUUUCAUCUGAUGUUAAUGAGGCCUCAGCAGUCUGAGUUUGAAAACUAAAGGUGGUAUCUUCUAAAGUUAAAGUCUCUUCUCCCACACCGAGACCAGAUCUCCUAAAGGCCUUUAAGAACAGGAUGAAUGAUUACAGCAGGAAAAACGCUGUCAUGUGUCCGUGUUCAUGUGGACACCAGAGUAUUGCUUUAAGACGGACUUUAAAAAUUGUGAACCUGUCCUUUAACCUCUUGAUGAGGACUGAUGCAGUUGUCGUGGCAACAGUCCCUGAUUCUUCUCAUUCUCCACGGCAACGCUGCUGACAAAGGAAAAAACAAACAAAAACAGUUGUCUGGGCUGGGAUGUACGUAUGAUGUCAUGUCCAGGUUUUUGGCUGAAGCAUCACCAUGGCAACAGAAGCCCUAGUGACCAUAGCUUCAGAUACAGAGGAGGGGUGAAACUAACAUGGCGGAUCUGAUGGCUGAACAGUCUCAGCUGGGUGGGUGGAGCAGUUGAGAUGUUUCUUGUACCUAUAAUUUUCUUUGCCUUUAUUCGAUGUCAGAGGUUUUCAGUUCCGGUUUCACAUCAGUCAACUCGAGACUGUAACGAUUAAAGGGUCAGUUUAACCAAAUACAGGUUUCUCUCUUCCAACUCGUGAAAUCUCUCCAGUCCGAUAGUUUUGGUUUUAUUUUAUUUUAUUUUAGUUUAGUUUGUGAGAUUCGCUGAAUUUCAUUUUCAGCAGCAACAUCUUUUCAGAAACGGUGUUGCUGUAAAUCCAGAUAAACUAUUUCUUGGGCAGAAAAUAGUUUCAGUGAACACAGGUUUCUGAAAAGAGAGGUUGCUGGUCACCACCACCAGAGGGAAGAGAGAAAACAGACUCACUGGCCACUUUAUUAGGUACACCUGUAUACUCCAAUCCUGAACACACACUCUGUCGACAGCUGUCAGAGAGGUGCUGAUUCAGUUAUACUGAGAUGUGUUUCUGUUAUUUCCUGCACACAGUUUAAAGCAGUGAAGGUUAAAUAACAGGAACACAUCUCUGUGUAAAACAACACAAGGUGUAACUAACAAACUUCUACCGCUGUGUGUACGUUUUAGUAACCUGAGUAAACUGACCCUUUAAGCUGAGACCUCUGAUGAAGCAGCUCUCGUAAAGCAUGAACCUUUGUGUCCCCCCGGCGUCUCUCUUCCUCGUGUUGAAGGAAGUCCAUUAUUUUAACUCUACCUGUCGUCAGAAUCAGAUUCAGCCGUCUCUGUUAGAGGCUGGAACACAGUGGCGUUUCAGUAGUUGUCUAACGCUCCCUCGCUGACUAACGUCGUGACACGUGGCUCUGUAAAGGUACGGUGACGUUUCGCUUCGAAACCACAGACUGAAGAGUGAGCUUGUGGUUUUGAUGCCAGACUCGGCUUUGAUCAGUGAUGUCACACGGUCAGAGACGCGUUGUCGCAGCGACCGUGGCGACGCGCCGUACGUUUACAGAGCAGAGGAUCUGAAUGUGAAGCAGGUGAAACUGUAAUGUGAGAGAGAUGACAAACAGAACAGGGACGGCUUCUGUCUCCUAACCAGACAUCAGCAUGUCCAGUCUGUCUGACCCACCAGAGCAAGGGCUGCUGGGUAACAGAGAGCGGUCCUCUUCAGAAAGGCUGAGCUUCUGUGCUGCUGCUCUGCUGGUUUUCGUGCCAUAAGUGGCUUGUUGUGUGUGUGUGUUGUGUUUGUCCAUGUGCCUAAAUGUUGUGGUGGGAGUAAACGGUGGUGGUGGAUGACAACAAAGACGGUGGUGUGUGUGCACGUGUGUGUUGACAAAACUCACUUUGUUACAGGCUGCGUUCACAGCUGAGAUUUGAGGCGGCUCGUCUCUGUUCGGGCUGACAUCGGGUCAGUUUCGGAGCCGCUGUGGACGCAGCCGUGAACUCUCAGUACCUCGAACUCCUGACGAUCCGAACCGAAGUUCAGCAAUGUGUUUGUGGGCGCUGGGAGGUUUCGGAGGACGGCGACGUCACCUGGAGUUGAGGCUACAGCGGUUUGUCUCCAUCGGCAGACGAGUGUUGACGGCCUUUUUGCGGACUUGAGUCUUUUCAGGUCCAGAGUGUCGCAGGUCUCCUCAUCGUCAGGUACAAACUUGUAACCUGUGAUCUCGUCGUCCUCUUAAACCAGCAGCGCUUCACAGAGGCUUCAGAUAAACUGGUAACACUUGACUUCAGUUGAACUGUUCUUUGCUCUCCAGCCUCCACGACCUCCAUCAGCCAAUCAAACGCCUGAAAACAAAUCACACUACAAGACUAACACUUCAGACGGAAAACCCUUCUCACUCUCCCAACAUCAGGCUCCUUCUCUGGGAAACCUGUCAGCUGAUGUUGAACGACUGCUGCUGCAGGUCGACGUCACGGUAACGUGAGUGAUUUGGUCAAAUCCAAACGCUUCAAAGGUUUAAAUUGAGAGAUUCAAUCAGAAUUUUUGAGGCGGGAGUGAAAGGCUGGACAGUGAGCGGCAGUGAACUGAACCAACCACUGACUGAUCGCUCCAGCUGUUGAAAUGAAGACGCGACAGGCAGCACGACGAGGCACCAGAGGCUCAUGGGAGUCAGAGGGAGGCGGGUGGGGUCUCUGAGUGAGACGGUCGAGGUCUGGACGCAUUUAAACAGCAGUCGUUCGACUGAUUCUGAAACUUGUCUCUGUGUGUCUUUACUGUAAAAAAAAGCCAAAUCCUGAUUUAUUUUUAUUUUUUCUUUUUGUGAGAAAACGCAGCUACAGUUUGUGUCUCGUGUUUUCUCUCUUACGUUUGAUCCACAGAGCUGAAGCUGCGUUUAUGUCAUGUCAGGUAGAAAUGGAGGUUUCACUGCAGAGCCGGUCGAGUGAGAGUAAAAAAUACUGUGCAUUAACAUUACAACUAACGUAGCCUUUAUUUGUCUUUAACGACAGGUGAUUAGGCACCUGUAUUUAUUUUCUUUUCUCUUUAAGGUAGUACUGUAAUAUUCUGUAGAGCAGAUCGGAGCAAAGUUUCUAGGUUUGUAAACUGUUCAGUUCUUUGCUGGGAACAAUAAUCUGAAUAAUCUGUCUCGUUACAAAUUUUACUUUUACUCCACAUGGACACGACGAUGUUUCCGCCACAAACUUUCUUUACUCAGGUUGAAACGUUGUUUUGUCCACGUAGAACGAAAAAAAAGCAUCACAAAAAAGAUAGUAGGGCUGCAACUGGAGAUUAUUUUUAUUACUGAUUAAUCAUUUUGUCUAUAAAGUCUCAAAAAAGCAGGUGAUUGCUUGUUGUAUUUGAUCAAAAGUCCAAAACCCAAACAUAAUUCAGUUUUCUAUAAUGUGACAAAGAAAAACAUCAAAUCAGACGUGAGACUCUUUUUUUUUUUUUUGUUUAAAAAAAAAUGUCAAAAACGUUUAAUUGAUUAUCAAAAUAGUUGCUGUCAGUCGACUAAUCGAUUAAAUGUUGCAGCUCUACAAGAAAGCUGUGCAGGUGUGUUUUCAUCCAUCACAGUAACAUCCCACAUGACAUAAACGUGUUUCACACAUCCGUUUUUCGUAAAGACGAAUCACAGACAAUCUUUGAAAAACCCAGAAGGUUGUUUAUCAACACGUAAACAACGGUUCUGUUAGUGUCUCCAACAUUUACCGAGACUCCUCCAGCAAUCUGGAUGAAUUCAUUCUGGAUCUGUGAAGAUUCACGUUUUCUGAAACUCUACUGCUGAAAUGUAAAUAUCAAGCUCUCUGUUCCUCUGAGCUCCUCCUGGACUUCUUCAUCUGUGUCGAUUUAACAGCUGUAACUAAACAAAUCUCAAACUAAAGCUGCUGAUGACCUCGUCAGGAGGUGGAAAUCCUCAGGCAGAGCGCGUGACUGGAGACUGGGUGGAGAUGUUUUGUCAGCUGCUCGGCCUGAGGUCAAGAGUGAAGUGUCAACAUGGAUGAGAAGUCCUGGAGCUGCUCAGAGGAAAGUUUGAACAUCUACAUUUUCACUCUGAUAAUGACUGUGUGUUAUUUUCAAAAGCACCAGAACAACAGAGUCUUUCAUCCAGAUUAAAAAAAACAAAACCUUCAAAGAUUCUAUAAAUCUCUUGUGUUGGUAAACGACCUUGUGGGUUUUUGAACGAUUGUCAAUAAAAACCAAGAUUCACGACACAAACUAAGGCCACAGAAAACCUUUUUGUCAUAUCGAGGAAAUAAAACCAAACUUUGUCCAGACCUCUGUCCUCACCGAGACACGAAGCUCCGACAGGUGAGCCGGAGUCCGAUUGGUCGGCUGCCUCUGCCUCCACCUGCUGCCUGAGCGUCGGCCUGCGGAAACAUCACAGCACUGUGAUACUUACAGACUCCUAAUAACUACGUGUGUGUAAAUAGCUGAGAGAAGAAAACUAUUUGAAAAUACAAAGGCGACACUGCUGUCUGGCAUUUUGUAUUUAAAUUAUUUAUUUUUGUAGAUUUUGACCAAUGAGCUCUGCUGUUACAGCCCUCACAGUCGUGCUCUUUCUAUUGAAUAAAGAUUUCUAAGAGA